Schizosaccharomyces octosporus yFS286 is the source of this 1540-nucleotide messenger RNA. Its product is annotated as N-acetyltransferase. Gene Ontology annotation, molecular function: acyltransferase activity, transferring groups other than amino-acyl groups. The transcript has a single exon. Bases 396 to 1091 code for a protein of 231 amino acids. The record is from RefSeq and is a predicted model, not a curated record. Lineage: Eukaryota; Fungi; Ascomycota; Schizosaccharomycetes; Schizosaccharomycetales; Schizosaccharomycetaceae.
AAAAGAGAAGAAAUCAAUCUUGCUCUAUCCACUGAAAGACAUCUUUGGAAGAUAUAGUAGACUUAUUUUUAGAAUCUAUAUCACUUAUCCUUGCUUUCUGACUAUCGUUUUGAUCUUUUUUUGUGAAAGAAUAAGCUACCGCGUCCUUUUAAGAUUAAUAUCUGGACAAUCUAUUGUUGGUUUCGUUUUCUUUCUUUCUUUCAUUAUAUAAUAAACUACGGAAAGCUAAAGUAUCAACUUGCUCUUCUCUUUAGUAUUAAGCUACGUGUUUAUUAUUCUUUUUUUAUACACGAAACAUAGAAGAAUCCCGCCUUGUGCCUGACUAUUCUUCUUGCUAAACUUUUGUUUCAACAUAAUAUACCGACCAUUGCUUUGUUUCAGUUCAACCCUUGGAAAUGUCAGAAGCUCACUUUGUAGAUGGAGAAGCUUUGCAAUUCCGCAACUUGAAAUACUCAGACCUUGGGCCAGUCACGGCGCUAACCCUUCGUGCUUUUAAGGACAGUGACACCUGGGCAUGGAGAUUUCGUGGUAUUUCUCCAUCGGCUUUAUUACCGCUUACAAAACUCUUUAGUAGAAAGAUUUAUUUAAAUCCUCGUGUGAACUGCAAGGUAGCAUAUACUUCGUCUCAUCCAUACGUUGGUUUUUUGGCCUACGAACAGUUUCCUUCUGUUAAACUUUCCUAUAGGGAACGAUUUAUUCAAUGGCUUCACGGUCUUUAUGAAAGAUUCAUUUAUUGGUGGUAUGAUGCCGGCGCUCUUAAACGCCGUGCGCAGUAUAAUGAAGUCCAAUAUGAAACAGCACUUUACAAAACUGGUUUGCUAACUCAACCAAAUGGUUUCAUAAUGGUUCACUUGGUCUCUGUUAAUCCAGAUAGCCAAAAGAAAGGAGUUGGCAAGGCUAUGUUAAACAUUGUCCACCGUGAUGCUGAUAGUCAUCAACUUCCCUGCUUCCUUUUUGCUAGCACAGUCGGUUAUGGUAUGUACGAACAUUUAGGCUAUCGUACAGCCGUCACUACAGAGCUCCGUGAUGAUGAAACAGGUGAACUGAUCAAGAUCAGUUCAGGCAUGAUCAGAGAUGCUAAAAAGGACUAGAUACACAGCAUACUAGUCGUUACUUCUUUUAUCUAAUUUCAUAUCGCCUCUACUUGAUUUUUCAAACUCCUAGAUGAAUAAUGCUUUAAUAAUUCUGGCUCCGCCCACGAAUCUACAAAGAAGCAAUAUUACGAGACUGGAAUUAAUACAUCUGUCUUGUCUCUCAAUCUGCUGAUUAAUAGAGCUUUACUAACAUUAACACGCUAAUUGAUAUUGGGAAAGUAAAAGAAUCUCCAACGAAUCACUCUUUUGCUAAAAAUAAAACUACCAAGCUACAAACAAAAAAAUAAAAGAUAACAUAAAUAAAAUAAAAAUGAAAGGCCAAGCGUAUUUUAGUGACAUAUAAAUGGAUUUUUUUCUUUCUCCUGUAAGAAAAAUACCUUAUUUCUUCAUUAGAAUAUUAAUAACAAGAAAUUGAUAAAAUAUAAGAACACUUACUUUGUCUCUUC